Messenger RNA from Tuber melanosporum (Perigord truffle), 1795 nucleotides. RefSeq lists its product as uncharacterized. The coding region runs from base 434 to 1054 and encodes 206 amino acids. The record is from RefSeq and is a predicted model, not a curated record. The transcript has 4 exons. Gene Ontology annotation, cellular component: plasma membrane; endosome. Gene Ontology annotation, molecular function: GTPase activity; GTP binding. NCBI's taxonomy places the organism in Eukaryota, Fungi, Ascomycota, Pezizomycetes, Pezizales, Tuberaceae. Gene Ontology annotation, biological process: regulation of exocytosis; protein secretion; protein localization to plasma membrane.
CGACACGGAAGCACCGGUGACUUUUCCAUACUAACGAGAUAGAUUCCCUUAACAUCGACCGUUGAAGAAGAAUAACUCUAUCCUCCUCUAGUGCAUAACAAUACCCUCAACAACAGUCAAACAUCCACCAACCCUCUUACAUAAAACGCAUCACACGAAUCAAGGAACUCCUUUCUUUGGUUUUUCCUCUCGAUAGAGGUCUUUCUGUCGCAGUCCACCUCGCAACUUGGCUCCUGGCCCUCACGUUCUGCUCCUCUUGCACUCCAUCCUCCAACUCGCUCCUUACCCCCUCCCCUUCUUUGAUCCUAGUGGAACAUUUCCUUUUUUCUCACGGGAAGCCCUAACAUCCGCCCCAUCUACUAUUGCAUUCCCCCGACCACGGGUCCUCAAUCCAAACUACUUCCCCUCCACCAAGGUACCACCAACAGAAAAGAUGGCCGGUUCAAGAAACUAUGACUUCCUGAUAAAGCUUCUCCUGAUCGGUGAUUCAGGUGUCGGGAAAUCAUGCUGCCUUCUCCGGUUCAGCGAGGACUCCUUUACCCCGUCUUUCAUCACCACUAUCGGCAUUGAUUUCAAGAUCCGAACAAUCGAGCUGGACGGCAAGAGGGUCAAGUUGCAGAUAUGGGAUACUGCCGGUCAAGAGCGUUUCCGAACAAUCACCACCGCUUAUUAUCGCGGUGCGAUGGGCAUCCUACUAGUAUACGAUGUUACCGAUGAACGCUCAUUCAAUAACAUCCGAACUUGGUUCUCUAACGUAGAGCAACACGCUACAGAAGGCGUUAACAAGAUAUUGAUUGGAAACAAGUGCGACUGGGAAGAGAAGCGAGUUGUAUCCACCGAGCGCGGGCAGCAACUCGCCGAUGAGCUAGGAAUCCCAUUCAUGGAGGUAUCCGCAAAAUCCAAUAUCAACGUCGAGAAGGCCUUUUUCAGUCUCGCAACCGACAUCAAGAAGCGAAUCAUGGAUACCGCAAGGGCCGAGGAGAAAGCCGGUGGACAAGGCAGCGUCGUUGACCCAAGCAGGGACAGCGGAAACAUGAGUGGGAAAUGUUGUUAAUUCCUAACCGGUAGAAACUUUGUCUUUCUUCUUGCUCUCUUCUUCCUUUACGUUUUCUCUUUUUUGUCUUCUAUAUUCCUUCUAUUAGCUUUAUUUCGCCUCGAACAAUGGGGCAGAACUUAUCCGAGUAAGUAACCAAGUAGAUCAAAGCUAGACCGGGAAUUGGAAGUUGGGGAGAUGAAAGGAAAGAUACGAAAUGGAUGGGAGGACGAACGGAUGGAGGGUAAAGCUACGACAAUGAAUGGAUAGCGCCAUAUGUUUGGGUCUCUUUUGGUGCGUUGGGUUAGGAUCUUAUUUUUAUUUUCUUCUCUUCAUUACUUGUUUUCCCAUUCUUUUUUUUCUCUCCCGUCCUUCAAGUGUACCCGAAUACGCACCUUUUCCUUUUCCUCUUGUUAUCGAUAAAAUACUUGCCCCAAACUGUCUUUUUCGUACGUUUGAUUCCUAUUUUUAUUUUUAUUUUUCUCUUUUCUCAACAUUCAGAUUUUCUUUUCUUCGAUUGUCAAAGAUGGAUUGAAUUGAGGAAGGGAGGGAUAGGACGCGGAGGUAAUAUUCUAAUAAAGAUAUGGGGGGAUCUCGUUCUUUAUUUUGUUUUUCUUCCUUAUACUAUUUCUAUCGCACUUCGGGGAUUGACAUCUUGUAGAUCGGAUAUCAGAGUUGGAGGUGGGUACUCAGUUUGUCGGUCCAGAUACAGUACAUACCUGCACCUACUCUGCACCCCCAAUUCAUCCACAUCGCCCGCAA